UUUUGUCUUUUCUUCAAUUCCCUUUCUCUUUCCUUUCUUUUUGUUAUUGGUUCCAAAAAAAUGUAUGCAAUGAAAGAAGAAGACUGUCUCCAAAAUUUUCACAACUUACAAGACUAUCAAGACCAGUUUCUUCUUCAUCACCAUCCACAAAUCCUGCCUUGGUCAUCUCUACCUUCAUUUGACCCGACCUAUUUCCCAUCCAACCCGACCCGUUAUCCUGAUUCGGUCCCCCACUUCAACAGGAGAGCUUCUUCUUCCUCUUCUUUUGACUAUACCGAUGGUUUUGUCUCUCCUCCUUCCAUGGAUCAUCAUCAUCAUCCCAACCACCUAAGGGUUUUAUCGGAAGCUCUUGGACCCAUCAUGCGACGUGGCUCAUCCUUCGGGUUUGAUGAUGAGAUUAUGGGGAAACUGAGUGCACAAGAAGUCAUGGAUGCUAAGGCGCUGGCUGCUUCAAAGAGUCAUAGUGAAGCUGAGAGAAGAAGACGAGAGAGAAUCAACACUCAUCUAGCUAAGUUGCGAAGUAUUUUACCAAAUACAACCAAAACGGACAAAGCUUCAUUGCUAGCGGAAGUGAUCCAACACAUGAAGGAGCUAAAACGACAGACAUCACUGAUCACGGACACGAGUCAAAUCCCAACAGAGUGCGAUGAUCUAACCGUUGACUCUGCUUACAACGACGAAGAAGGAAACUUGAUGAUAAGAGUUUCCUUUUGUUGCGAAGACAGGACUGAACUCAUGCAUGACAUCAUCAAUGCCUUAAAGUCUCUUCGUCUUCGAAUUCACAAAGCCGAGAUCGCAACCGUAGGUGGUCGAGUCAAGAACGUCUUGUUCUUGAGCCGAGAAGACGAUGAUGAAUAUCGUAGAAACUUCGAUGGUGUUGACGUGGAUAAUGAUGAUGAAGAAAAGAGAUUCAAUCGUGCGAGUUCGAUAAAAGAAGCGUUAAAGGCGGUUAUAGAUAAGUGUGUCAAUAAUAAUGAUGAUAACAAUAACUUGGAUAAAUCAUCUUCAGGGAGUAUUAAGAGACAAAGGACUAGCAAGAUGGUAAAUCGAUGUUAUAAUUAAUUCAUCCCUCAUAAAAUGAUUAACAUCAUCAAGUCUUUAAUUAGCUAUGUGCUAACUAGACUUGCAAAAUGGGAUAAUGUGAUAAUUAGAAUGCUUG
This is a messenger RNA of Brassica oleracea var. oleracea, 1159 nucleotides long. RefSeq names its product transcription factor AIG1-like. Gene Ontology annotation, biological process: regulation of DNA-templated transcription. The transcript is spliced from 2 exons. Gene Ontology annotation, molecular function: DNA-binding transcription factor activity; protein dimerization activity. Bases 61 to 1062 code for a protein of 333 amino acids. NCBI's taxonomy places the organism in Eukaryota, Viridiplantae, Streptophyta, Magnoliopsida, Brassicales, Brassicaceae. The record is from RefSeq and is a predicted model, not a curated record.